This is a messenger RNA of Sciurus carolinensis (gray squirrel), 984 nucleotides long. Its product is annotated as olfactory receptor 49-like. Bases 1 to 984 code for a protein of 327 amino acids. The transcript has a single exon. The record is from RefSeq and is a predicted model, not a curated record. Gene Ontology annotation, cellular component: membrane. Gene Ontology annotation, biological process: G protein-coupled receptor signaling pathway. Lineage: Eukaryota; Metazoa; Chordata; Mammalia; Rodentia; Sciuridae. Gene Ontology annotation, molecular function: olfactory receptor activity; G protein-coupled receptor activity.
AUGCUGACCACCUUUGAUACUCCAGCACCAGCAGAGGUCAGAGGAGCCACGGGGAACCACACCACUGUCACCGAGUUUGUCCUCUUGGGGCUCUCAGAUGCCUGUGAGCUACAGAUGCUCAUCUUCCUGGGGUUCCUCCUGACCUACCUCCUCAUACUGCUGGGGAACAUCCUCAUCGUGGCCAUCACCCUUCUGGACAGACGCCUCCACACCCCCAUGUACUACUUCCUCCGUAACUUUGCUGUCCUGGAGAUCUGGUUCACCUCGGUCAUCUUCCCCAAGAUGCUGACCAACAUCCUCACAGGACACAAGACCAUCUCCAAGACAGGUUGUUUUCUUCAGUUUUUCCUCUAUUUCUCCCUUGGCACUACAGAAUUUUUCCUGUUGGCAGUGAUGUCCUUUGACAGGUAUGUGGCCAUCUGUAACCCCUUGCGUUAUGCCACCAUCAUGAGCAAAAGGGUUUGUGUCCAGCUAGUGCUCUGCUCCUGGAUGACAGGUUUCCUUCUCAUCUCUGUUCCGAGUUACAUCACAUUUCAGCAGCCUUUCUGUGGCCCCAAUAUCAUCAAUCAUUUCUUCUGUGACAACUUUCCACUCCUAGAACUCGUAUGUGCAGAUACAAGUCUGAUGGAGCUUCUGGGGUUUGUGAUAGCCAACUUCAGUCUCCUGGGCACUCUGGUUGUGACGACCACCUGCUAUGGCCACAUCCUCCACACCAUCCUACACAUCCCCUCAGCCAAGGAGAGGCACAGAGCCUUCUCAACCUGCUCCUCCCACAUCAUUGUGGUGUCUCUCUUCUAUGGCAGCUGCAUCUUCAUGUAUGUCCGGUCAGGCAAGGGUGGGCAGGGGGAAGACCAGAACAAGGUGGUGGCGUUGCUCAACACCAUGGUGACCCCGACACUCAACCCCUUCAUCUACACCCUGAGGAACAAACAGGUGAAGCAGAUAUUUAGGGAGCAGGUGAACAAGCUCCUCUCACAAAGUUGA